Trypanosoma theileri is the source of this 738-nucleotide messenger RNA. RefSeq names its product putative XPA-interacting protein. Gene Ontology annotation, molecular function: GTPase activity. The record is from RefSeq and is a predicted model, not a curated record. Lineage: Eukaryota; Euglenozoa; Kinetoplastea; Trypanosomatida; Trypanosomatidae. The transcript has a single exon. The coding region runs from base 1 to 738 and encodes 245 amino acids.
AUGUCCCCUAAUAACGCCAAUAUUGACAUUCGUGAUACAGUAAAUUACAAAGAAGUGAUGAAACAGCACCGGUUAGGACCUAAUGGGGCAAUCAUGACAUCGCUAAACCUCUUUGCGACGAAGUUUCAUCAAGUUAUUAGCAUACUUGAAAAGAAGGAAAAUCUGGAUUGGAUUGUAGUAGACACACCUGGACAAAUUGAAGUUUUCACAUGGUCAGCAUCAGGUCAGAUAAUUAUAGAAUCUCCCUCGGCAACAUGGCCAACAGUUCUUCUUUUCGUUGCUGAUACCACGCGCUGCACAAAUCCACAAACGUUCAUGAGCACUAUGUUGUGCUCUAGCAGCAUCAUGUUGAAGCAACAAAUUCCCCUAGUUCUUGCAUUUAAUAAAACUGAUGUUAUGUCGUCGGAUUUGGCAGUGUCCUGGAUGAAGGAUCCCGACGCAGUCUCCGAUGCGGUGAACUCCGAUAGGGAUGGCAACUACGCUGGAAGCUUGGUGCAAUCACUUUCGCUCUUUACCCAUAAUUUCUACGAGAAAUUACCUUUUGCGAGCGUUUCCGCAGCGACAGGGAGGGGAAUGGAGGAUCUUGAGGGGGCCCCGCUUUUGGCGACGCGCCAGUGUUUUGAAGAAAAAAGACCUCAGCUCAGAAAGCGAGAGAAUGAAAGCAACGAGGAGCGAGCCGCCGAGUCAGAAAGAAUGCUCCGCGAAUACAAGAAAGACAGGGAGGCAGAGACGCAGUAG